CUGUUGCUGCUGGAGCUGCCGUUGUUGCUGUUGCUGUUGUUGCUGCUGUUGCCACCGCCACCAGUCAGUCUCAGUCUGUCACUGUCACCAGUGGCUACAGUACACAGCCCGGACUCUGCUUCAACAGGGGGGGACUCCAGCCAGCACACACUCACACACACUAACACAUACACACACACACACACACACACACACACACACACACACACACACACACACACACACACACACACACUGCCUCUCACCUAGUCGAACACCGCCCAGGCUACUGCCUGAAGGACUGCUUCACCGGAUUGGCUGACUUGCCCGGGAAGAUCCAGCACGGGAAGGACACCAGAAGGAAAGGAAGUACAGUAGGGCAGAUAGCCAUUCCGGGAUCUCUGUGGAGCCGUCGCCAGAGCGCUGUGUGUGUGCGUGCGCGGGCGCGUGUGUGUGUGUUUGUAGUGGCAGCAGCCGUCUCCGCUGCUGCGCUCCGCUCACCUGUCCGGCGUGUCUGGGUCCCAUGCCGGCCGUGGCUGAUGGAUUAGGCUGAGCCCGCCCGCCCGUGCGCACGCAAGAGAGCGACAGAGAGAGAGAGAGACAGAGAGAGAGAGAGAGAGAGAGAGGAGGAGAGGGAACCAGAACUGUGCAGCGGAGUGGACCGCACCGCACCACACCGCGCCGGAGCGCACCGCACCGCAGCCAUGGGCAACCAAACAGGGAGAGCCGAGGAGCAGGAGCCAGGAAUCCCACCAAAGAAAUCAGGGAUACCUGCUCCCAAAGAGAUGUCGACCACCGUCUCCAGAGAGCGGGUGUCCCUGCGUGACCAGCUGAAAGGCACGUCCACCAAAAAGAUGGUUCCUAGCGCCAGCACCUCAAGUCUGUCCACGCUGGCCAAGCGCAACCAGUCCGCCAAGCCCAAGCUGGACGCAGAGGGCGCCGACAAAGCCCUCCUGGAGUGCCAGGUGAAAGAGCUGCUGGCCGAGGCCAAGGCCAAAGACUUUGAGAUCAGCAAGCUGCGGACGGAGCUGCAGCGCCACCGGGGCAAGGCCUCGCCCGCCGAAGGCACCGUCGCGCCCGCAGAGGGCCAGGGUGGCGAGGGGGAGCCGGCCGGGUCGUCGCCCGUGGACCCCCAGGCGCUGGUGGGCGAGCUGAAAGAGAAGAACGGACGCUUCCAGCGGGAGCUGGCGGCCUUGCGAGACGAGAACCAGGCGCUGAAGGAGAAGCUGAUCUCACUGGAGAGCGCGCCGGUCCCCAACGCCAACACCAGCCCGACCAAACCCUCCGUCAACGGCAUCCUCCCGGACAGCACCGCCGCCCCGGCCAUCAGCAAGAUCCCGCUCAAGAGCUCCACGUCGUCCGGCAGCGACAUCACCAAGGGAUCGGCGUCGGCCUCCCCCUCCCCGGACUCGUCCGAGUUCGAGAAGAUCCCGUCGCGCUGCGACUCCAUCAGCAGCGGCGGCGACGCAGGGGCCGGAGACCCCACAACAACGCCGACGACAACGCCGCCCACACGCGAGCAGUCGGUGGAGUGCCUGACGGAGAAGAUCCAGCAGAUGGAGGAGAGCCAGCACAGCACGUCGGAGGAGCUGCAGGCCACGCUGCAGGAGCUGUCGGACCAGCAGCAGGUGGUGACGGAGCUGACCGCGGAGAACGAGCGGCUGGCCGAGCAGAAGCGGCGGCUGCAGGCCUCGCUGCAGGAGCAGCGGGAGCGCGUGGAGCUGCUGGCCCAGAAGAACGAGGCGCUGCUGCUGCGGCUGCGCGACCAGCGCGACGAGUCGGCCCGCAACGGCGAGCUGGAGCGGCGCUGCGGCGAGCUGGCGGAGAGCGCGCGCUUCGAGCGCGAGAAGCUGGUGGACAUCCAGCAGCAGCUGACCGGCAGCCUGCGGCAGCUGGAGCGGGAGCACCAGGAGGCGCAGGCCGAGGCGCGGGACCUCCGCGGGGAGCGCGAGCGGCUGCGGGCCGAGCUGGAGCGCGAGCGGGAGGAGCGCGGGGAGGCCGAGCGGGCGGCAGAGGAGAGGGACGGAGAGGUCGAGGCGCUGAGGGACGAGGCGGAGAGGCUGCGGGCGCAGCUGGAGGCGGAGAGGCUGAAGGUGACGGAGCUGAAGGCGGUGCAGAGCGCCAGCGCGGACAGCACGGAGCUGCAGGGCCUGCUGACGGCGGCGCACCACGAGAGGGACCGGCUGGAGAUGGAGUGCACCGCGCUCAGGCAGGACGCGCAGCAGGCGCACGGGGACCACGAGCGGACCAGAACCGCCCUCGCUAAGGCGGAGGCGGAGCUGCAGCAGGUGCUGCGGCAGGAGGAGGAGCAGAAGAGCGUGCUGAGCGGCAGCGUGAGCGAGCUGCAGGAGCACGUGCAGCAGGCCGAGGCCCAGAUCAAGGACCUGAAGGAGACCAUCUUCGAGCUGGAGGACCACGUGGAGCAGCAGCAGGCCGUCCACCUCCACACCAAACAGACCAUCCUCGACCUGGAGAAUCAGCUGAAGAAGGUGGAAGAACACAAGAUGGAUCUGGAGAAGCAAAUGAAGGCUAUGAAUCGGCAGAUGAAGGAGGACAAGGAGGAAUGGCUGCGCUUCCAGGCAGACCUGCAGACGGCCGUGGUGGUGGCCAACGACAUCAAGGUGGAGGCGCAGCAGGAGGUGCGCGCUCUGCGGCGCCACCUGCAGGAGGAGCAGGAGCGCAGCAGCCGCCUGGCCGGAGAGCUGGAGCAGCUGCAGCUGGGCAGGCUACAGAGCGACGAGAGGAGUCCGCCCGCGCCGGAGGAGAGGGUCCAGUGGUGUGGCAUCCCCGUGAUGACCCAGAACGCCCCCGCCAGCCUCAACGGGAGCGAGGGGGGAAGCAGCGGAGGCACUGCUAGUAGCCAGGCCAAGACAGCCGCCUCGGUCAAAUCCCUCAUCAAGAACUUCGACCGGCCGUUCGAGAGUGAGGACACGAGCCCCCCUCUCCCCCUGCUCUUUCCCUCCAACCCCUCCCUAACUUCUGGAGCGCAACAGCUGGUUGAUGGUCCUGCUAAAGGCUUGAAGGUCAGCCUCUCCACCCGCAGCCCAUUGAGUGGCAUACCUGUCAGCACGUCCCCCUCUGCCACAGUGCAUCCUACUCAGAGGCACACUGCAAUCAAGCCACUGUCCAAGACCACACCAAGAAAGGUCAACUUCUCUCACCCUGACCCUCUCUCCAGCCCAAGUGACGAGCUGAAACCAGUGUCGUUCAUGAGGAAGAGCCCGUCGCUGGAGUCUGUGAUUAAGAGCCCUGCAGCUCUGUGCACUUCCCUGGGCUCCUACGGCUACACGUGGGACAACAGUAAACUCAGAGCGGAAAGAAAGGACCCUUUGGCCGCCCUGGCCCGGGAGUACGGAGGAUCUAAGAGAAACGCUCUACUGAAGUGGUGCCAGAAGAAAACAGAGGGCUAUCCGAACAUUGACAUGACCAACUUCAGCAGCAGCUGGAGCGAUGGCCUGGCCUUCUGCGCUCUUCUCCACUCCUACCUGCCGGCCCACAUCCCCUACCAGGAGCUCAUCAGAGAGGACAAGGUCCGGAACCUGACGUUGGCGUUCCAGGCAGCAGAGAGCAUUGGCAUCAAACCCUCCUUGGACAUUGACGAUAUGAUGCACACGGACAGACCAGACUGGCAGAGCGUCAUGCACUACGUGUCUCAGAUUUACAAGUAUUUUGAGACUUGACCUUUGACCUUUGACCUGAGAAGAAUCAGAAGAGACUGAUGGCACAGAAGCACUUUCUGCCUGGUCCUACAAACACUGAACCUCUACACUCAUGCAUAUACACACACACACAAACAAAACAAAAAAGCAAAAUUGUUAUUGCACACGUAUAGUUUCUUUUUAUCUCAUUGUGUGUUUAAUCAUCAAACACAGAAGACAACAACUGUUAUUCAUAUCGUUUUUUUUUUUUUUUCAAAUGCAUCUCUUUGAGCAAAUCAAUAACAUUACAUGUCAUGAUGCCACACUACAAUUGUCUAUGUGCUUGAAAGUUUUUAAGGUUUAUUUAUGAGAGAAUUUUUUUUUUCAGUCAGCCACCUCUAAAUGCCAACACUACUCACACGGUUUCAGUAAUUCUUUCAGCGUCACAACAGUUGAGAUAUUACACAGAGCCAGAGAAGCAGAGAAAACAUGUGACAAGUGACAUCGCAUAACAUGACCAGCUUUGAUUGUCUGUGGCUCACCCAGACCCAGCUAGCAGUCUCUGAUGGAAGAGCAGUGGUGUUGUGGUCGAAGAGGAGAUUUUGUGGUGUUGGAUCUGUUUUAAAUCAAUAAAUAAAUAAAUAAAUAAAUAAAUAUAAAUAAGUAUACAGUGAAGAACCAUUCUCUGUAUUAUUUUAAUGUUUAACUGGAUGGUAUCAUGGAGAUCUCUAAUUCUUAUCUUCUAUGGCUGUAUGUAUAGGAAUUGUUAUUAUUUAUUGAUGAAAUAUUAAACUAAAGUUUUAAGCAAAGUGUGUAUAUUUUCUAUUUGCAAGUUUGAUUUUUACUAUAAAUGUGAACUAGCUGAAAACGAGUAUUCAUAAUAAAGUUUUUGUCAC
Molecule: messenger RNA, 4513 nt
Organism: Sardina pilchardus (European sardine)
Lineage: Eukaryota; Metazoa; Chordata; Actinopteri; Clupeiformes; Clupeidae
Gene: specc1
Product: sperm antigen with calponin homology and coiled-coil domains 1
Exons: 13
Coding region: 684-3659 (991 amino acids)
Biological process (GO): actin cytoskeleton organization
Cellular component (GO): microtubule organizing center; filamentous actin
Molecular function (GO): protein binding
Source: RefSeq, a predicted model, not a curated record